GCGCAGAGGAUUCGGCACGGAGGUGGCCGAACUGUGGGGAGCGGCCGGAGUGGGUGCAUGGAAGACCCAAGAUUAUCUAAAGACACAGGGAAAAUGGUGGAAAAUUCACCGUCGCCAUUGCCAGAAAGAGCGAUUUAUGGCUUUGUCCUUUUCUUAAGCUCCCAGUUUGGCUUCAUACUAUAUCUUGUGUGGGCUUUUAUUCCUGAAUCUUGGCUAAACUCCUUAGGCUUAACCUAUUGGCCUCAAAAAUACUGGGCAGUUGCACUGCCUGUGUACCUCCUCAUUACUGCAGUGAUUGGUUACGUACUCUUAUUCGGGAUAAACAUGAUGAGUACCUCUCCACUCAACUCCAUUCAUACAAUCACAGAUAACUAUGCCAAAAACCAACAGCCAAAGAAAUACCAAGAGGAGGCCAUCCCAGCAUUAAGAGAUAUUCCUAUUAGUGAAGUAAACCAAAUGUUUUUUCUUGCAGCCAAAGAACUUUACACCAAAAACUGAAUUGUACAUAGACCACUACCAAACAUUUAUUACAAAUUUUUGAUGGAAGAAUUUCGACCAUA
Lipotes vexillifer (Yangtze River dolphin) is the source of this 560-nucleotide messenger RNA. RefSeq names its product phosphatidylinositol glycan anchor biosynthesis class P (gene PIGP). Gene Ontology annotation, cellular component: endoplasmic reticulum. The record is from RefSeq and is a predicted model, not a curated record. Gene Ontology annotation, biological process: GPI anchor biosynthetic process. Gene Ontology annotation, molecular function: phosphatidylinositol N-acetylglucosaminyltransferase activity. Bases 58 to 498 code for a protein of 146 amino acids. NCBI's taxonomy places the organism in Eukaryota, Metazoa, Chordata, Mammalia, Artiodactyla, Lipotidae. The transcript has 5 exons.